GUGUAUCAUCAAUGUGGAACGAAGCCAUUAUCGUCCCCAUCUUUAAAAAGGGUCGACGUAAUUCGUGUGACAAUCAUAGGGGUAUCAGUCUGUUACCAGUCGCGUCUAAAAUACUGGCUGCUGUCUUGCUUCGCAGACUGUGCAAAAUACGUGAAGGAUUGAUUCGCGAAGAGCAGGCUGGGUUUCGUUCAGGUCGUGGAUGCAUUGAUCAGGUGUUCACCCUUCGUCAGUUGUUGGAACACCGCCACACGUAUUGCAGGCCAACGAUCGUUGUGUUUCUUGAUAUUAGGGCUGCCUUCGAUUCGUUGGACAGAACUGUGCUCUGGAACUGUCUGUUAGAGAGAGGUGUACCUGAGAAAUUUGUUAACAUCUUGAAAACUCUAUAGAGAAAAACCUCAGGUAGAGUGAGGGCAUACAACCAACUAUCACCACUGUUCACAUAUAUGUAUAUCGUGAACUGGAAGAAGUUGGAAUUCAAGGAGAUAACCAUUGGAUUGGUACCUGGUGGUGUCUGAAUGAUCUUUCAGCUAGGUCACCUUGUACCAAUGAGGCUAUAGGUUCGAACCCUGGUGUGGAG
Molecule: messenger RNA, 577 nt
Organism: Trichobilharzia regenti
Lineage: Eukaryota; Metazoa; Platyhelminthes; Trematoda; Strigeidida; Schistosomatidae
Source: the annotation of a GenBank genome assembly